Gongylonema pulchrum is the source of this 240-nucleotide messenger RNA. Lineage: Eukaryota; Metazoa; Nematoda; Chromadorea; Rhabditida; Gongylonematidae. The record is from the annotation of a GenBank genome assembly.
AUGGUUCAGACGGGGCCUGCUGAGUUGGAGCCUUCACUCUGGUCUGGCAAUCAGCGAGUGCUUCAUUUCGGCCCGAUGGCACAGAGAGAUCCAUUCUUUUACUACUAUCCGAAAGGAUGGGACGUGCUUUACCCAGCACAUUUUGGCUUCUUCCCCUAUCGUGCAACGUAUGCCACGCUCAGAUAUUGCCUGCAGCUCAUGAGCACUCAGUUACUCACUCGUGCCGCCUUGUUGUGCUGA